Molecule: messenger RNA, 2029 nt
Organism: Diatraea saccharalis (sugarcane borer)
Lineage: Eukaryota; Metazoa; Arthropoda; Insecta; Lepidoptera; Crambidae
Source: the annotation of a GenBank genome assembly
UUGCCGUUUAAAUAACACUAUAUAAAAAGAAGUAAAUAAUGUAUUUGUUUUAGAUGUUUUAAAUACCAAUAAUAAUUUAAUUCUUUAAUAUCUCCACUACAAAUAAGUUUUAUUUUUCAGAUAAUGUAGAAACAGAAUUGAUAGAACUUAGAGCAUUAACUCUCGUCGUUGUAAAUAACAUAAUUUUACUCCAUUUUGAGCAGCCCUUUUGAUAUUUAGGUUCGAUAUAUUGACAUUAGUGAAGUCGAUUUUUUGAAGUUUAAAGAUACCAUAACAAAUCGAGUUGUACAUCCUUACCUAGUAAAAAUAAAACGAGUUGUUUUGAUUUUGCGGGUGUCUAUCAAGAAUAUUUUAUAAUUAUAAUGGAAAUAAAUAAAAGUCAAACUAAUUGAAUGUAAACAUUGUGAAUAUAAUAAGUAUUUCUAUUACGUAUUUCUUGAAAACCCUGUUCAAAACUACGCGUUUUACAUUCUUCUUUUGAAGCAAAGAAUCAGAAAUCGUGUCUGAAUUCGUCCAUUCUUUAAACUUUAAUUUGGUAGGUAAACGACGUAUAUAUCUACACAAAUAUUACUUUUUUCAAUUAUUAUCAUCUCCUAAUUUGUUCUUCCGUUUGAGUAUUGAUAAAUCCCAACCCGUUUAAACAUAUGUUUAAGUUUCAGACACUAUAAAAUGGAAAUAUCACAAUUAUGUCGAAGUUGCAUGAAAGAGUUAUUGAUGUGGGAAAACGAUAAUAUAGAUUACAGAAUUCUAGAAAUGUUUUAUUAUUGUACCAAUAUUAAGAUUUUGGAUGAUGAAAAACUGCCAAAGCAAUUUUGUAAUGAUUGUAUCAUUAGGUUAGAAUCAUCUUUUGCAUACAUUACCGAAGCUCAAAAAGCAAAUGUUACUCUCAGAAACAUAAUAUCAAGAACUGAAAAUAGUGUCAUAGUAGAACCAGAAAACUAUAACAACAGAAUCUUAGCAGAUAAAAAUUAUGCAGAUAAUAUAAAUAUAACACCUAGUUCUGAUGCAAACUUCAAUGAACAAACCCUUGAUAAUGUAACAAGUGAAAUGGACAGACAUAUAGAUACAUCAGAAUUUCCAAAAACAUUUGAAGAAGCAAACAUUACAAAUACUGAAUGUGAUGAUACAUUAAAAAAGUCAAAUAGGACUGUUAAUGAUAUAAACAAUACAGAAGGAACUAAAAAGAAUAUUUGCCCUGUAUGUAGAAAGACUUUUACUUCCAAAACAUGGUUCUCAAAGCACAUGGAAAAGGAGCAUACAGGCCAAAAAUACACAUGCAAUUACUGUGAGAAAACAUUUGCCAAACCAUCUCAGCUAAAGUGUCACUUAAUAUCGCACUCGGAUGAACGCAAAUUCGCUUGUGGCACUUGUGGGAAACGUUUCAAGUGCAAUAAGCAGUUGUCUGUACAUAUGCGGUCACACAAUGAUGCUAGGCCAUAUGCUUGUGACAAGUGCAAUAUGAGGUUUAAAAAAUGCAAUAUAUUAAAGUGCCAUAUGAAAGUUCAUGAGAAUCACAAACCAUUCCUGUGUUCCUUUUGUGGAUGGAGUUUUGCUCAAGCUGGUAACCUAGAAGUGCAUAUCCGUCGACACACGGGUGAGAAGCCUUAUUUUUGUGGGGAGUGUGGGUUUCGCGCCGCCGCCGCGUCCAACUUGCGGCGCCACCAGCGUGCUCACACGCGCGCGACUCAUCACAUUUGUCACACUUGCGGGAAGGGGUUCUGCGAUGCUAGUUCACUGUGCCGUCACUCGCGCACGCACACGGGCGAGCGGCCGUACAUGUGCGCGUGGUGCCCGCGCUCGUUCGCGGACAGCUGGAAGCGCAAGUUGCACCUCAUGCGCGCGCACUCGCUGGCGCUGCACGACGUGCCGCGCAUGCGCAGGGACGGACAGAUCAUACAGUGAACUAUUCAUCGUCCACUAUCGUAUAAAGUACAUAACAAAAAUUGGAUCCUAGGAAGUGAUAGUUUUCAUCGGUAAAGCCUCGAUCACUCUUCACGGUCACAAUGAGGUUUAGAAUUAAUUCUCACCA